CUGCCCACCCGCCGCCUGCCUGUCUGCUCUGCACGGCUCCGCAGUUACCCCGGGCGCGGGCGCGCGUGUGUGUGUGUGCGCGUGUGUGUGUAUAAGUGUGCGUGUGCAUGUCACGUCCUUGUGCAUCACAGGCUGGAAGACAGGAGCACUCUCCUCAUUUAUUCUUCGUGCCAUCUCUCUCCCCCACCUCAACCGAAGACCUGGCAAGAGGAGAGCUGAUGGCGGAGAGAGGAGAGGAGAUAUUUCCACGUGAAGGUCACAUUGUAGAGAGAAGGACCCUUCUCUCUGCAGACGAUCCUUUGAUCGUCUGCAGGGCUCCGGGCAAAAGUCUCCCAGGAUUCAGAGACUGUGCAGCUCCAGCUGCCAUGACGGACACAACCGCCUGAGCUUCUCGGUGUCGCCCUAUGACAGGGGAGGAUGGGUGAUGGGCCUGUGAAAUUCAGCGGACUCUCUCCUCCUCGUCCCAUCCUCUCAUGGAUCAUCCUGUCACGCCGAGCCCCUCCUGGAACUCUUCUCUCUCCGGCCUCCCCGCAUCUUCAGCCUCGCUGCACGCUAAUAUCUCGAACGUGACCUCGCCGGCUGCGAGCAUCCGGGGCGGGGUCGAUCUGAACCAGACCUUGGCACUGUGUGCUAUGCUCACCAUCGACGUUCUGGCGGUCGUGGGGAACUUGGCCGUGAUGAUUGUCAUCACCAAAACGCCGCAGCUGCGCAAGUUUGCCUUCGUGUUUCACCUGUGUCUGGUGGACCUGCUGGCAGCGCUGGUGCUGAUGCCCCUCGGGAUGCUCUCGGACCGAAUCCUGGUGGACGAGGCGCUGUGUCGGAGCUACCUCUGCUUGAGCGUGUGUCUGGUGAGCGCCGCUAUCCUCACCAUCUGUGCCAUCAACGUGGAGCGCUACUACUACAUCGUCCACCCCAUGCGCCACGAGGUGAAGAUGACGGUGGGGGUGGUGGGGAUGGUUCUGGCGGCGAUCUGGAUUAAAGCCGUCGUCAUGUCGGCGCUGCCUCUGCUGGGGUGGCUGCUCCAGGCGAACCAGACCGCAGGGACUCCUUCGGUUCUCGUCCACGGUCAGAGACACUGCUCCCUCCAUUGGACGGGAGGCAGGACCACGAGGCUGCUCUUCAUGGUCUUCUUUACGGUCAUCUAUUUCCUGUGCCCCAUGCUGAUCAUUCUGGUGGUCUACUGCAACAUGUUCAAGGUGGCGCGGGUUGCGGCCAUGCAGCACGGGCCCCUCCACACUUGGAUGGACACGCCGCGGCGGCGGUCCGAGUCCAUCAGCAGCCACUCCACCAUGGCGGCGAGCCUCGGUGGGACGGGUGCCCGCACCACCCCUCAGAGGACCUUCAGCGGCGGGAAGGCUGCGGUGGUGCUGGUGGCAGUUGGAGGGCAGUUCCUCUGUUGCUGGCUGCCGUACUUCUCCUUCCAUCUCUACUCGGCUGUGGCGUCCGCCUCUCUCGCCUCGCUGGCUCACCUGGAGGACGUGGUCACGUGGAUCGGCUAUUUUUGCUUCAUCUCCAACCCUUUCUUCUACGGCUGCCUGAACCGGCAGAUUCGCGAGCAGCUGGGCCGCCACCUGGCUUGCCUCUUCAAGCGGGCCGGGCCCAGCGAAGGAGAGCAGCUGCCCAGCCGCGAGGCCUCUAUUGAGGAGAACUUUUUACAGUUCCUUCAGGGCACUGGAUGCAAUCUGGAGCCCUGCGUCUCUCACAGCCGAGCCAGCCCGGAGGAGCCAGAGACUGAAGGCGAUCGGGAAUCAGCUGUUCAGCAGAACACGCCAGCUGACUUCCACAUCCCAGGGCAGAUCCUUGAGGAAGCUUCAGAGUUCAUACAGCGGCAACAGACGAACAAUGAGCUGCAUGUAUCAGAGAACUGCUGCAAAACCGUAGCGGAACUGUAGCUUGCCUCUCGUGUACCAUCUAAUUUGUCAUCGAUUAUCCAAUAAACGUACGUCAUUUUCAUUAAUGUGUUGAAAUAGUUAACCAGCCGCAUAACAUGGGGAUUUAAGUUGUGUAGCUUUUCACAGAAAGACAAAGCAGAAUAUGUUGUGUGAAUCAACUCACUCUUGUCCACAAAAGUCAUGAAACGUUACCCGUUUUAGAGCCACAGCGUUGAGCUGUUUUCUGUGUGAUAUCAGCACAAGUACAGUGAAGCAUUGUUCAUCAUGAGUCUGUGGUGUGACACACAUCACGUUAACAUUAAGAAUCUUGGCAAAACGCAAAACCUCUGUUGAAAUCAGUUUUCACAAUUUUUAAGACAAAUGCUCCGCGAACUGAUUGUUUUGAUAUGCAGUUAAUUCAAUUUGUUCCAUCAGACGUUAGAUUUUAUUAUUCCACAUGAAGUUAGUCAUAGUGCUCCACUGCGAAUACAUGAAAAUACUUUUUUUCUUAUCUUUUCCUUUCUAAUACACCAGACAAAAUGUUUUUGUGUUUUAAGGCAUGGAGAAGCCCCCGACCAUCAGUCCAAAUGACGAUCCGAUUCAUGUUCUCUAUUUAUUGCACUUUCACAUCUCCUCAUAACACCCCGGAAUGAACGCAAACAUGUGGCAGUUUCCCAGUCGAGAGCAAUUAUUAUUCAGAUGCCUUUUUAAAAUCAUCUUGAAAUAUUCAUUGUGUCAAACUUCUGAUGGUAUUUAUAAUAAACCUGAGAUACCGCCACAUUUUAAGUAUGUUCCAUGAGCAUCAUUAUCAUGUUUAUCUGCUCUCAGUCUUGUGAUUAUCACCUCCUCACCAAAAUAAUCUCACAUUGCUACUCGUGAUUUCACCCCCCCCCCCCCCCCCCCUCCACUCCAAGAAAAACAUUGUGACUGGUUUGAUAUCUGUGCCAGUUACGGUGUUAAGAUUCAACCUUUGUAAAAACAUCGGCCAGCAGCGCGGUUAAACUGUGGAGUUUGUUGGGGACCCGUCCCCCUCUGUCUGUGCUGCUUACAGGUAAACACGGCGGCCGUGUGGGUGCUUGUGUUUGCGCUCUAAACAACUGGGGUUGUUGUGGCUACACACACAGCGGCACACAGGUGAGACAAUGCUUACACAUGGCAAGCUUUGGCCUCAUUAAGCAACAAAUGGACGACUCGGGUGAUACUCGCUCUGUUCUCAGGUGGAAUACCAACAGUUUGCACAAGUCACACGAGCAGUGACAAAUGUUCCAAAGAAAAUGACAACUCACAAAUCUCCUAAACAUGUUUUUUUUCCCUCUUUUCACACUUGCUCUUUCUUGCUGUGUUCAUGUAUUUUGGACUUCCUCAUACGUGAGUGUUGGCAUGAUCACAAGACAAGCAACACAAGGCGUACAGAGAAGGCUCACAUUUUGCUGGGAGACAGAACAAAAAAAAAAGGCCCCUUUGUACGGAGGACACAGACGGUUCCUCAUUUUCAUGUGAGACGACUUUGUUGCUGACUGUUUUUCAAAUGGAGUGGUUGUGUCACCUUGUUUCUUUUGCGUCACAGCGAUGGUUCGAUAUCGUGAUGCCAAAUUUGGAUCAAACACAACAUUGAGCACAAGAAGAAAUCAUCGACAUAAUCCCGUGUGUAUUUAUCUUUUGUUAAUUUAUUUUUGUUGGUCAUACUACAGUACAAGAACUGUUCAAUUUUAUGCAUCAAAGUAACCACCGGUGUGCAGCAACAAGUGUGGUUUCACCUGCUUAGAUAAUCUGCGAUCUUUCUCAUUCAGCCUUAUUGAUGAUCACGUUGUAAUAAAACCUGCGAUAUUUCACACAGUCCGGGUCAUUACAAAGCCCCUUAUGCUGAUUGAAUCAACCAUUCAAUCAGCUGGAUUUCCGUUACCGUAGCAGCAAAAUUGCCCCGACCAAUCUGAUUGAAUGCUUUAAGCCUUAUUUCUGCCACCAUCUGUUGAUUAUGCAGAGGAAGAAGUAAGCUGUUCUGAAGGUGAACGGCAGAUAAUAUUCUCUGCUUCGGGAAUGUUCACGGACCCCCGUCAGCUACAAUUGUGUUUGUUGUAAGUCACAAUGUCAGUUUCUCUUCUGUUUUUAUUUUUAUGUCAUUUCCCCCCUCCUAUCUUUUUUUUUACCUAACUAGGUAUUUUGGAUCCGUCAUUAUUAAGGUAUUUUUUCCCUUGUUAGGAUUUUCCUGUGUACUAGAUACACAUCAGCAUCAAUGAAUAAAAACGCAGCAAGAACGUUAA
Molecule: messenger RNA, 4132 nt
Organism: Gasterosteus aculeatus aculeatus (three-spined stickleback)
Lineage: Eukaryota; Metazoa; Chordata; Actinopteri; Perciformes; Gasterosteidae
Gene: gpr61
Product: G protein-coupled receptor 61
Biological process (GO): G protein-coupled receptor signaling pathway
Cellular component (GO): endosome; signaling receptor complex; plasma membrane
Molecular function (GO): G protein-coupled receptor activity
Source: RefSeq, a predicted model, not a curated record